CGGUGCAUUCUGGGGAAUGUGGUUUGCUGUGUCCCUGGGGCGCUCGGCGGAUGGACGGGUCCUCUUCCGAGAAACUACUGCCCUGGAAGGAAGCGUCCGUUUAGUUUCGUCAUCGGUGGUCCAGGGGUCCUCAGAGGGUGUCCUCAGAGGGUGUUCUCUGGAGGGGUUUAGCUGCUGCCAGAGCUGCUUUUCCUGGUGGGCUUCCUGUCAGGCCGUUGUUAGGUUCCCCUUCCUGGGCUCAGGACGGCUGAGGGCAGAGGAAGAUGGUGUUUACUUUCAUUCGAGGGUCCGGAAAACGAUAGUAGGUGGUCGUUAGGGUUCUCUGAUUACUGAGCAAUUCUUGGAGAUGGCCGCUUGUUGUGAGGACCCUGCUGAGAUCUGGAGAACACGCUGAAGGUAAUUGGAGUUCCCUAAAAAUGGAUAAAUUCGUCAUCCGAACACCUAGAAUCCAGAAUAGUCCUCAGAAGAAAGAUCCUGGAGGAAAGAUUUACAAGCAGGCUACGAUUGAAUCUCUGAAGAGAGUUGUGGUUGUAGAAGACAUAAAAAGAUGGAAAACUAUGUUGGAGCUUCCUGAUCAAACCAAAGAGAAUCUAGUUGAAGCCUUACGAGAAUUAAAGAAGAAAAUACCCUCCAGGGAAGUGUUAAAAUCAACAAAGAUAGGUCACACUGUAAACAAGAUGCGUCAACACUCAGAUUCAGAAGUGGCUUGUCUUGCCAGAGAAGUUUACACUGAGUGGAGAACUUUCAUUGAGAAAUAUACAGAUAGACCUUCCAUUGAAGUGCGAAGUGAUCCCAAAACUGAGACAUUUAGGAAAACAGCCCAGAAAUUAAUCUCCGAAGCCUUGGAAUUAGAGAUGGAUCACCUACUGGUUGAAAAUAUCGAGCGGGAAACGUUUCAUCUCUGCUCCCGCCUCAUUAAUCGGCCGUACCGGCGGACGGUGAGAGCCCUGGUCUUCACAUUAAAGCACCGAGCUGAAAUCCGGGCUCAGGUGAAGAGCGGCUCACUGCCGGUCGGCACAUUUGUACAGACCUACAAAAAGUGACCUGAAGAUGGUUCCACCCCUGGGCUGGGCAGAAAGGAAAAUGUGCCCCUCUCUGCCAUUCAAAGACUCUUUUGAGUGUGGGUGAUAGCUGAUGCUGGCUGUGCUAAAUUUUCCCAUGGUGCCAUCCCUUCAGACAGAGGAUGCAGAGAGCCCUGGGAAACAGGCCUGCAGGAAAUGCUUCAUUAGCUGUAGUGCGCCUAACAGGACAUGCACUGGCUGUCACUAGGAAGCGCUGCUGUACGGUUGCCAUCACCCAACACGGCAAAAAGGUGACGGAUUGCACUGCGAGUAUGCCAAGGACACCUCUAAACUUCCCCCGUGUCAGGCAGAUGAAGUUACUACUUUAUUUCGCCACCCUGCAGGUAACUGAAACUCAAUUACUGCUGCUGCGCACUCGGUGCCAUCCCCCCGAGUUUAGAUAGCGCUGGUGCCUCUCAGAACUCCCCUGUCUGUUCUCUUUGCUCUACCCCAGGGGUGAGCCUGUGGAGCCAGCCAACUACCCCUUCUUUCCAGAACUCACUUAUCUGAACGUUUCAGCUCUCCCUGGAAGACCUGCGUUGGUCUCCGGAGCCCCCAUGCUGAGGCUUCUAAUGAGGAACUGGCCUGAAGCAUCCCCUCGCCUUGGGGUUUAUUUGAAUACGUUGCCUCCCUCCGUUUAGGGCUCUGUAGAAGAUACAUAAUGAAAUUCCUCUUGAAAUGAAUUACUGUAGUAGAAAAAUUACAUACAUAUAUUUUGAAAUGAAAUACCUCUGUAUAGACCUUCUUAAACAAUUAUGUAAAUGAUAUUUGCUUUUUUAAGAGAAAUAAUAAACUGGGACUUUUUUCUCUUAAA
Rhinolophus ferrumequinum (greater horseshoe bat) is the source of this 1875-nucleotide messenger RNA. RefSeq names its product transcription elongation factor A N-terminal and central domain containing 2 (gene TCEANC2). NCBI's taxonomy places the organism in Eukaryota, Metazoa, Chordata, Mammalia, Chiroptera, Rhinolophidae. The record is from RefSeq and is a predicted model, not a curated record. Gene Ontology annotation, biological process: DNA-templated transcription. The coding region runs from base 417 to 1043 and encodes 208 amino acids. The transcript is spliced from 5 exons. Gene Ontology annotation, cellular component: nucleus.